Messenger RNA from Otolemur garnettii (small-eared galago), 5332 nucleotides. RefSeq names its product nestin (gene NES). The record is from RefSeq and is a predicted model, not a curated record. Gene Ontology annotation, cellular component: intermediate filament. Lineage: Eukaryota; Metazoa; Chordata; Mammalia; Primates; Galagidae. Gene Ontology annotation, molecular function: intermediate filament binding; CCR5 chemokine receptor binding. Gene Ontology annotation, biological process: positive regulation of intermediate filament depolymerization. The transcript is spliced from 4 exons. Bases 125 to 4873 code for a protein of 1582 amino acids.
GCUACUCCCCACCUCGCCCCAUCUUUGUCCCAGUGGAUCUCCUUUUCUUUCUAGUCCUUAGGGACUCUGAGCACCUCUCCCUUUUCCCAGUGGCCUGGUGCCCCGUGUGGGUCAGACAAGCAGGAUGGAGGGCUGCAUGGGGGAGGAGUCUUUCCAGAUGUGGGAGCUCAACCGGCGCCUAGAGGCCUACCUGGCCCGGGUCAAGGCGUUGGAGGAGCAGAAUGAGCUGCUAGGCGCGGAGCUCCGGGGGCACCGGACAAAGUCUGCGGACACCUCCUGGCGGGCCCGUGCCCAUGACGAGCUGGCGGCCCUGCGCGCCCUGGUUGACCAGCGCUGGCGGGAGAAACACGCGGCCGAAGUGGCGCGCGACAACCUGGUGGAUGAGCUGGAGGGCGUGGCGGCCCGAUGCCAGCAGCUGCGGUUGGCCCGGGAGCGGACGGCAGCCGAGGCAGCCAGCUACCGGCGAGCCAUCGAGGGGGAGAAGUGCGCUCAGUCCUGGCUGAGCACCCAGGCAGCAGAGCUAGCUCGCGAGCUAGAGGCCAUGCGCGCCGCGCACGAGGAGGAGCGCGCGAGCCUGAACGCUCAGGCAGCCUGUGCCCCGCGCUGCCCAGUGCCGCCCCGCGGGCCUCCCGCGCCGGCCCCGGAGGUGGAGGAGCUAGCAAGACGGCUGGGCGAGGCGUGGCGCGGGGCAGUGCGAGGCUACCAGGAGCGCGUUGCGCACAUGGAGGUGUCGCUGGUCCAGGCCCGCGAGAGGCUGGGCCGAGCUGUGCAGGGCGCUUGUGAGGGCCGUUUGGAGCUGCAGCAGCUCCAGGCAGAGCGGGGCGGCCUCCAGGAGCGCAGGACAGCACUGGAACAGCGGUUGGAGGGCCGCUGGCAGGAGCGGCUGCGGGCCACUGAAAAGUUCCAGCUGGCUGUGGAGGCGCUGGAACAGGAGAAACAGGGCCUACAGAGCCAGAUCGCCCAGGUUCUGGAAGGUCGGCAGCAGCUGGCACACCUCAAGAUGUCCCUCAGCCUGGAGGUGGCCACAUACAGGACCCUCUUGGAGGCUGAGAAUUCCCGGCUGCAGACUCCUGGCAAUGUUCCCAAGGCUUCCCUUAGCUUCCAGGACCCCAAGCUGGAGCUGCAAUUUCCUGGGACCCCAGAGGGCCGCCGUCUUGGACCUUUGCUCCCUGUCCUGAGCCCAUCCUCCCUCCCCUCCCUCUCACCUGCUACCCUUGAGACUCCUGUGCCAGCCUUUCUGAAGAGUCAGGAAUUCCUCCAGGCCCGUACCCCUGCCCUGGCCAGCACCCCCAUCCCGCCCAUGCCGCAGGCUCCCUGUCCUGCUGCAGACCCAGAGAUCAGAGCCCAGGAUGCUCCUCUCUCCUUGCUCCAGCCACAGGAUGGGAAGCAACAGGCUCCAGAGGCCCUGUGGGCUGAAGCCAAGGUGGCUGUUCCUGUCAGUGUCCUGCCAGAACCAGAGGAGCCUGGGGGCAAGCAACAAGAAGCCAGUCCUGGCCAGUCCCCAAAAGAUCAGGCCUCCUUGGCUCCACCCCUCAGCCCUGACAACUCCAGUUUAGAGGUUAAAGGUGUAGAACCCAGAGCAUCUAGAGUACCCAGCAUAUUCCAGGAGGAAGGUGAAGGGCAAAUCUGGGGGCUGGUAGAGAAAGACACAGCCAGGGAGAGCAAAAUGGUAAGCAGUUUGCAGCAGGAAAUAUGGCAAAAAGAAGGGGAUCUUGACAUGAAGGAAACCCAAGACUCCCAGGUUCCUCUGGAAAAAGAAACCCUAAAGUUGCUGGGAGAGGAAAUUGAAGAGGCACUGGAAAACCAGAGCCAUGAGACACUAGAAAAGGAGAAUCAAGAAUCACUGAGGUCUUUAGAAGGAGACUUGGUAAUACUAAAAAGUCUAGAAAAGGAAAAUCAGGAGCCAGUGAAGUCUUUAGAAGAAAAGGAUGUGGAGGUAGUGAGACUUCUAGAAAAAGAGGCUCUAGACCUACUUAAGCCUAUAGGAAAAGAGAACAUACAGAUACUGAAAUCCCCAGAAAAGGAGAGUCAAGAAGUACCGAGAUCUCUUGAAGGUAAUAUAGAGACAUUUUUAUUUCCAGGAAAAGAAAAUCAAUUAGUAAGUUCUCUAGAAGAGAAUUUAGAAUCAUUAACAGCUUUAGAAAAGGAAAAUCAGGAGCCACUGAGAUCUCAAGAAGUAGAGGAUCAGGAGACAUUGAGACCCCUGAUGGAAGAGAAUCAGGAAUCCCUGAGGUCUCUUGAAGAUGAGACAUAUAGACCUCUAGAAGAGGAGGACGAAGAGACAUUGAGACCUUUUGAAAAAGAGACUCAGCAGUCACUGAGAUCUCUAGGGGAAGAAGACCAGAUGACAUUAAGACCUCCAGAAAAAGUAGAUCCAGAACCACUGGAGUCUCUUGGGAAAGACCAAGAGAUAACCAGACAUCUUGACAAAGAGAAUCAAGAGUUAUUAAACUCACUAAAAGAAGAGCGUAUAGAGGCAAUGAGAUCUUUAGAAAUAGAAAACCUAGAAUCACUGAAGUCUGCAGAAGGGAACCUGGAAACAAUAGAAUCUCUAGAAACUCAAGAGCUACUGCAGUCUCUAGAAGAAAUGAAUCAAGGGACAACGAAACCUGUAGGAAAGGAUAUUCAGGAACCAAUGGGGUCUGUGGAAGAGAACCAAGAGAAGUUAAGACUCCUAGAAAAGGAAAAUCAAGAACAGCUGAGAUCUCUAGAAGCAUGGGACCUAGAGAAUUUGAGAUCUCCACAAAAGGUAGACAAGGAAAGUCAAAGGAAUCUGGAAGAGAAAGAGAAACUGGGGAAGGGAGAGAAUCCAGAGUCACUGAGGUCUCUGGAAGAGGAGGGACAGAAGGUGCCACAGUCUGCAGAUCAGCAGAGGUGGGAAGAUGUGGUUAUGAGGGACCAAGAACUGGGUUGGGAAAGUCCCCCUGGAAGGGCUGGAGUGGAAACUGAGAAUGAGGAUAAGGCAGAGCUAGACCUGAGGGAGCAGGGUGGCUUUGCUGGGAAGGAGAAGGCCGAAGAGCAGGAAGAACUACAGCUGCAGGCCACAGGGGAAGCCUGGAGCCCAAGCAAGGGGCACACAGGGAGCCAUGAGUCCAAAGAGCAGAAGGGCCCAGCUGCAGGAGCCAGUGGGAAGGCAGAUGCUGAGGGCCUCCAGGACCCUGAAGGGCAACCAGAGCAAGUGGGGGCCCCAGGCUUCCAAGCACCCCAGGGAAUUCCAGAGGUGAUGGAACCCCCAUUGGAAGAUGAAGAUGUGGUCCAAGAGGGUGGCCAAGCUUCCUCAGAGGUCACCUUGGGGUCAGAGCCAGCCUUGGGUGAGUCUGCUGUGGCAGCUGAGGAGGGACUGGAGCAGGAGGUGCGAGGGCCAGAGGACCCAGGCCACCAGGCCGUAGGGGAGGUGAUAGAUCCUCCUCCAGAAGAGGAAAGUUUAGAGGCAAAGAGGGUUCAGGACUUGGAAGGGCCUGGAGAGGACUCAGAGGAGACUGAUGCUCUGGAGGCUGAGCCCUCUAAGUCCCCCAGGGGCAGCAGAGAUCCCCUGGAGCCUCCCCAGGGCUGGGAGGAGUCAGAGUGUGAGACCUGGGGAGCAGAGGAGGUAUUGCCUGUGGAGAUCUCAGGCCACAGUGGAAGUGAUGCCCCUCUACCUAGGCCCCUGGGCUCAGAGGAAGCUGAGGAGGAUGGACAGCUGGUGCUGGACUCCCCUGGCCCAAGGCCCACUGAAACCCGGUUGCCCACUGAAAUCCUGGCAGAUGACCCUGGGCCACAGACCCAGGCUGAGGGGAGCCAGGGAGCUAGCUGGGGGCUAGAGGGCAGGGCUGAGGCCCUGGGAGAAGUGGAGGGUGAGCAGGAGGAGUUAGGUUCUGGGGAGAUCUCUGAGGGCCUCCAGGAGGAGGGGGAGGAAAGCAAAGAAGACAGUGAGGCUGAUGAGCUUGGGGAGACCCUUCCUGACUCCACUCCCUUGGCCCUCUACCUCAGGUCCCCCACUUCCUCCAAGUGGGACUCGGUUGGGGAGCAGAGGCCUUCCCCUCAAGGGGAGACCAGAAAGGAAACCUGGGAUCCUGUUGGUCUGGUUUCCCAGGGCCUUGGGGCCCAAUGCUCAGCAGAGGAUGAAGAAGAUAGGGAGGGGGAGUGUGGCCAUGACUCUGACCUGUCAGAGGAAUUUGAGGACCUGGGGACUGAGGCUUCUCUUCUUCCUGGAGUCCCCAGGGAGGUGGCAGAACCUCUGGGCCAGGCGUCCCAGCUGGUACUGGAGCCUGCAGCCUGGGAUCGGGAUGGGGAGUCUGAUGGGUUUGCCGAUGAGGAAGAGAGUGGGGAAGAGGCAGAGGAAGAGGACGGGAGGGAACCAGGGGCUAGGCGCUGGGGGCCAGGGUCCUCUGUUGGCAGCCUCCAGAACCUGAGCAGCUCCCAGAGAGAGGAUCUACUUGAGUCUGAGGCUGUGGAUGUCAGUGUCUCUUGGGAUGAUGGCUUGAGGGGUGCGGUGGCUGAUGCCUCUGUGACUACCCUGGAGACUGAGUCCCAGGAGAGCGCUGAGCCUUCUGGCUCAGAGGAAGAGUCUAGCCCUAUUCCUUUGGAGACCCCCAGUGGAGUGGAGGAUGUGAGCCCAGGGGACACUCUUGGUGUCAAUGGCCAAGACCCCAACUUGGAGGAGUCAGAACACAUGAAUGGGGGUGUGAUGAAUGGGUUGGGGCAGUCUGAGGGAGUGGGGCAAGGGAAAUUGGAGUCCUCUGAGAGGGGCCAAGGGAGCCCCUUACAGGAAGAAGAGGGGGGUGCCUUGAAGACACCUUGGGCAGGGGCUCCUCUUCACCUGGGCCCAGGGCAGUUCAUGAAGUUCACUCAGAGGGCAGGAGAUGGAGACUCCUGGUCCUCAGGGGAAGACUAGAGAAAGAGCUCAUCCUCCUGCAAUCCCCUCCCUGCUCAGGGGCACCUUAGCAUAUGAUCUCUUGACCUGUGGUUUCUUCCAAGAGGCCUGGCAGGCUCAGGGGAGAUGGGGUGUAGCAAAGGAACCGGUCUCAGAAUGGAGGCUCUGAAAAUAAAAAAGCUCACGCCCUGAACAGGGGCCUCCUGCCUGUACCAUCCCACAGGCUUAAGUCAGCUGCACCCUGGGGUGCCAGGCCCCCUUCCUCUGCACCCAUCAGCUGGAACAGGCUUGGGGCCCAGUGGCUCCUCCAAAGGGAGGGGCUGUGGUGGUCUUUGUGUCCCUCCUCAUGCCAGUAGCACCACCGUGGUAGGGUGUCUGCUCUGUGGCUAGUGUAGGCGAGGGUGCCCCUCUGCCCUGACCCCCACUUCCCUGCCAUGUUGUGGCCCUGCCUGGCUCAUCCUGCUUGAAUAAAGUAAUGCC